AUGUCGCCUCUAGCUGCAGGUUCCUCGCUGAGCCCCUUGAAGCCUGCGCGCUCCAGCUCGAAUUCACUCAAGCUCGAGUCGCUUUCUCCGGAGCCGAGUAUACGGAAUGUCGACUACUCGUCUGACAUCGAUGCUCAGGACAGCGGCAGCGCAAGCGAUUCGACGUUGGAAGACUUGGACGCGGUGCUGAACCAGUAUGACUUUGGGUACCCGUUGGAGCGGAUGCCUGUGCUACCACGAAGGACAUCCUCGCCCUUCGCUGUCUCGGAGGAGGAGGAAAUGGACGAUGCGUACUUCAGCGAGUACUCUGAAUCAGAGUGCUCGACGUCGUCGAGCAUUAUAUAUGAUAUAGACUUUGAAUCGGUGGUAGAUGACUUGCUGGCGGAGCAAGCGUUCGAGCUACCCAAGCUUCGGAAAUUCAUCAUGGUCGAACCCUCCGCCCCCUCCGCCCAAGAUGCAUUCAUGAUUCGCGUGCUCCCAACCUGCUCAAAACAGAAGGAGCUAGAAAUACUCCUUUCGCUUAACGAGCACGAGCCGAGAUUAGAUCCGUGGAACCCUGUCCCACACUUGCUCUCCGUCGUCGAACGGGAUAGCAUUCAGAGGAACAGAGGUGUGGGCGGGCUUGCGGAGGAUAUCGGCGCAGUGUCAUUCGUGUGCUUGGAAUGGUUGAGCAAGUACAACGACCCGCCGUUCGCCACAGUCGCCAAUUACAUCGACUUCAUAAGGCAGGCUUUGGAGGGCCUGACCUUCCUCCACGAACAACACAUAACGUCACUCAAUUAUGGGACGACUGACUCGUUUAUGGUGGAUAUUGGGCAACGUAACGCGUGGAUGGCCCUGAACGGUGCGCCCACGCCAGCAACAGCAGUACACCAAUCCGGUGCCGAGUCCCCAACCGAGGCCCAAGAUCCCCCCGCCGCACCUAUAUUCGAUCGCACGCGGUACCCGGUCCGAUACUACUACACAGACUUUGCCUUGGCCACGAUUAUCCCUCCUUCAUCUCCGCACAGGGACCUCUUCAAAAAGGACGUCCAGGAUUGCGGGAAGAUGAUUGAGAGCCUGCUCCAAGAGAUGGAGGUCCCGCAGGUGGCUUCGAAGAUGAAGGCCCUAGUAAAUGCGAUGUCGUCAGGGACGUUUGGCGCGGAUGAUGCGAGGAAGUUGUUUGAGGCGCUCUGUCAGAGUCUGGAGGCUGGGUUGUUUGAGUACGAGCUUGCGAAGAGGUGA
This is a messenger RNA of Pleurotus ostreatus (oyster mushroom), 1224 nucleotides long. RefSeq lists its product as uncharacterized. The record is from RefSeq and is a predicted model, not a curated record. NCBI's taxonomy places the organism in Eukaryota, Fungi, Basidiomycota, Agaricomycetes, Agaricales, Pleurotaceae. The coding region runs from base 1 to 1224 and encodes 407 amino acids. The transcript is spliced from 4 exons.